CAUUUUUCCUUUUUAUGGCACUAAUUGUUUUGUAGUUACCGCGUAUUUAUGUUCAAUUUGUUUUUUAAAUCGAAUUUCACCAAUAAUUCUUCCAAUAUUAGUAUUAUGAUCUUUAUAUAAUUGAAUUUCGCGCAAAAAUAUAUGAGAAUGGAAGGAACUCCUAGAUUGAAAAAGAGAGGAUCGCUUACUUUGGGACGACAUUACAAAAGAGAUGCGUCUCCAAAUAUUUUACAAGGAAAAAUGCGUUCAUCUUCAAUUAAUAGCAUCGAUAAUAACAAUGAUGACAUUGACAAACUUUUAAGAACACCUAAAACGCCUUCAAUUACUUCAUUAAGUUCUGAUGGAGGCAUCGAAUGUACACCGCCACACAAGAAAUUCAAUUUGGAUGACAGUGUGGAAUAUUCUCCCAAAUGCUUCGAUAAUAGUUUUUCACCCGGCGGUUUGCUAUCACAGACACUUUCUUCAAAUAGUCCUGAAGUCGGUUGGAAAUGGGGCCGUCGUUCCACCGAUGAUCCAGCAGAAACUGCCACACCAGAUUCUGCUUAUGCAGCAGAUAGCAGUUUUACUUCAGCGGGGUCUAGUAGCAAAGAUGUAAUUAGCAGAUUAGGACGAUUUCGUAGCGAUUCUAAUGCUCAGCGGUUUGCUUAUGAAAUGCGAAAGGAAGAACAGCGGCGUAAACUGGAAAUACAAAUGCGACGAGCAGAAAAGCUACGAGCAGAUGAAUUAUUAAAACAGCGUUGCGCAAAGCUACAGGAGCAAUUACGAGAAGCAGAGAAACGACGCAAGCAGGAAAGGGAAAAAAAGUUAGAAAUACAAGAACAACUUCGAAGAGAAGAAGAAAACAAGAAAUUUUUGGAAGCAACCGCAGAAUCGGAGUCCAUCGCAGAAUUAGCUGAAAUAAAUGAUAUAUUCGCAAAUGCAAACGAUACUUUAGAUGACUUCUUCAAUGACUCAGAUUCUGAUGAUUUGCUACUUGAAGCCACGCAACAGGUCGAAUCAAAAAUAAUAGAACAAACACAGAAGCCAGAAAUUAAAACAACGAUAACUUCCACAACAACAACUUCAGUGGCAAAUGAUUCAAUACAAACAAAUACUAAGGCACUAAACGGAGAGAACACGUCAACAAUUCCAAAUUGUGAAGAAAAGCGUUCGUCUCUUUAUAUGAAGUUUUUGGAGGAUGACACGCAAGAUGAUUGGCUCUUUUCACUCGAUGAUGAAAUUUUGCAAGCAACACAACAAACAAAGCCACGUACCUCGCUGCAACGACACAAUUCCAUGCCGACUAAUACAACUAAUCCUUCGAUGACUUCAACUAUUGGCGGUGCCGGAGCGUCUAAAAGAAUCUCAACAAUUACCUCUUAUGCGUUACAAACUUCUUCGAGUACGGCAUGUAGUAAAGCAGUUUCUUCGCCGAAAAUCAAACGUCAUUCAAGUUCAACAGCCCUCCGGCCCUCUACAAGUGCUGCCUCCGGUUAUCGUGGUCGCCAGCCCUAUAACAAGAAGUAAAAUGGCCACAAAUAUAACCGGAGCGGUGUCGAUUGUCAUGUUUUUAUGUAUCGGGUAAAAAUCAACAAUCUAGCAAUUAAUGAAGGAAAUAUAAAAUAUUAUUAUUUUUUUAGUUCGGAUUACAUAUGCAUAGUAUAUGUUUAUGAAAAAUCCGAAAUCUAAUUAUUUAUCAUUCAUUUACUAUGCCUUCAUUUCACCUUCAAGUGAAAAUAAUCAUCUAGCUCUAGUAUUAUAUAACACAAGCAAAUGUACAUAUGCCUUGGUGAUUUUGUGUAAAUGUGAUACAAAACAAUGAUGCUUAUUGGUUCAUCAGUAUGUAUACGGAAUAAAUAUAAUUCAUGAUUGCAUAAGCAAAUAAUUAAGUUAUGAUAAACAUCUACAUAGAUGGAAGUUAUGUUCUGUGUGAACUAGUGAUUGUAGGGUGCUGUUGAAAAAUUUUUGAUAGCGUUAACUAAUUGAAAGAGAUUGUGAGAAAAAUAAAAAACUACCUGUUAAGCCAUAGUAAUAAUCAACUAAGUAUUAUAGUAUUUUAUUUUGUUUUGUUUUAUGUAUAAUAAUAACAAAUACUCUAUUAAUUAGAGUUUUCAACUGAAAUCCGUUGCUCACAUGCAAAAAAUUAGUUGCUUAGUUGUUUAGUUUAUAAUUAAUAUGUUAGAAAUCCUUGAUAAUGCCGACUUUUGACAUUUCCGAACUGAUUGUCAAGUUAAGUCACAAGCAUGUAGCUCAUAAAGUUAACUAUAGAAGCUUAUACUUUCGGCUUGUUCCUCAUAAUCUUCCUUAUAUUUAAGAGCUUCCUCAUAACAGUAAAUUCAUUCAUCGCUAAUAUUUCAUUUAUGCUGAAAAUCAUUUAUUUUUAUAAACUAGUUGUAUUUAAGCAUGUGAACAAACUUUUUUUUAUUAAAAUUUAUAUUUUUAUAAGUAAUUAUAAAACUAUCUAACAAAAUAUCAAUUAAUGAAUGCAAAGUUUCAGGCUUUAAAUCACAAUAUUUUUAUUUCUCAAAAUAAUUAAAAUAUUUUUUGUUUUUAUGAAAAUAAAUAU
This is a messenger RNA of Bactrocera dorsalis (oriental fruit fly), 2545 nucleotides long. RefSeq lists its product as uncharacterized. Bases 142 to 1506 code for a protein of 454 amino acids. NCBI's taxonomy places the organism in Eukaryota, Metazoa, Arthropoda, Insecta, Diptera, Tephritidae. The record is from RefSeq and is a predicted model, not a curated record. The transcript is spliced from 3 exons.